AUGUCAGAAUUAAGCUGUCAUUAUAAAUUUAGAAGAAAAAUUUCUUUUUUCCUACAUUUCUUCUUCUUAUUUUACUAUCUAUUCUUCUUAAACUCUGGUGUUACGGGAUUUAACUAUGCGAAAAGAACAUAUGUGAGGAAUUUACUAGGAAAUCAUUUCCAUCCUUUGCAUCGGUUUCCAUAUCAUCAUUAUUUCUAUAAUAAUUAUCGGAAUCGUCCUUUAUGGCGGGAGAAUUAUUCUGUUAAUAUCAAAUCAAGAAGGACAUACAACGAUCAUGUCACUAGUUUUCAUGAGUUGUGUAAUAAAUCACAUGUCCAGUGUAACCAGUUAGCUGGCAAACUAUUUUUCAGAAAAUAUAAAAGAUUUCUAACCUACUCUCGACAACAAAAACGACAAAAGCUAACAACAAAUCCCGAUGAAGUAUAUCAACAUUUCAGCUUGUAUGACCUUCAUAAAACUAGUCCAAACUUUAAACAACAUUCAUUUAUCAAGGUGUCCAACCUACCCAACUAUAUAUCAUUUUAUUCAGAAGGUAAAAAUUUAAGGAAUAUAUUUCAUUUAGUUGAAUCAAAUCAAAUAAGUUUAUCAAAAUGGUUGAAUCAACUAUUUCAUUUAACAAAUUUAACAAAAAUUUUCGAUUUAACAGAAAAAUUUACACAUUUUAUCAUCAAUAUAGCCUAUGAAAGAGUUAAGCUAAUCCUCUUUUGUGAAUUUAAAGAAACACUACAAAAGUUAUAUGAAAUGAGAUGGCCAAACGAACAAUUUCACACGAAGUCUUCAUCGUCGUCUAUUUCGAAAGAAUUACUAAGGAAUUCAAUUUAUAAUAAAUUAUAUUCAGAAUAUGUUUUUAAUAAACUUGACGUACCCAUCACUUCAAUAAAACCAAAGUUGAUACAGUCAAUUUUUAAUGAAAUUGAUUAUAAUGGAGACGGGAUCUUUACACCAUCAGAGCUGGAAAUCUUUUUACAAUUCCAUGAAAUAAUACCUUAA
Messenger RNA from Trichobilharzia regenti, 990 nucleotides. Lineage: Eukaryota; Metazoa; Platyhelminthes; Trematoda; Strigeidida; Schistosomatidae. The record is from the annotation of a GenBank genome assembly.